AUGAAUUCUAAAAUUUGUAUUCUUGUGAUUAGCUCUUGGUUUGUCAUUAUUAAAAAAUUGUUUCAAAGUCAAAGCCAGUCACCUUUAAAAUUACAGGAGGGUUUUGGUCUAGGUAACCACGCUGAGAUAUGGUUUGAGAUUCUCCCUAGACUUGUCAUCAUGGGCAAAUGCCUGCUUGUUCCCAGAGAGGUCACUGUGCAUAUCCACAACUUCACUAACAGAAGCAAGGAAAAAAGGGUUGCCCAUUUUCCGUAUCUGUGGAAUUUGAAAGAAAGAGAUAGGCCUGUCUCUGGAGUUAAUCUUCACUAUGUGUUAAAGGGUUUGGAGAACACUGAUUAA
Fukomys damarensis (Damara mole-rat) is the source of this 339-nucleotide messenger RNA. RefSeq names its product NADH dehydrogenase [ubiquinone] 1 alpha subcomplex subunit 1-like. The record is from RefSeq and is a predicted model, not a curated record. The coding region runs from base 1 to 339 and encodes 112 amino acids. The transcript has a single exon. NCBI's taxonomy places the organism in Eukaryota, Metazoa, Chordata, Mammalia, Rodentia, Bathyergidae.